AUGGUUCCUGUUCCCAUCUCUGCGCGCAAUUCCCAUUCUUCCCGACUUGUAUAUAUUCUAUUCUCACUUGCAGCACAACAUGCGCCACGUUUCUUUCAUCGCUCCAGUGGCGAGCUCAGCAAUGCUGUGCUCGCCAAGCGCGAGAAGUUCGACCCGCACCAAACCAAAGAUAUUGUCUUUGUCGUCCUCAUCCCUAUCCUUGUUUUGUUGUCGGGUUUGUUUGCCGGUUUGACAUUGGGCUAUAUGAGUCUUGAUGAGACUCAGCUCAACGUACUCAGUAUUAGCGGAACCCCUGAGCAGCGAAAGUAUGCCAACAAGAUUAUGCCAAUACGCAAAAAUGGGCACCUCCUUCUCGUUACUCUGCUAUUGGCCAACAUGAUUGUCAACGAGUCUCUGCCUGUUAUUGCAGACCCUGUCCUUGGGGGUGGAGUGCAGAGUGUCGUCGUAUCCACCGUGUUGAUCGUCAUAUUCGCGGAAAUCAUUCCUCAGUCUCUCUUCACCCGCCAUGGCUUAUAUUUGGGUGCCAAAAUGGCAGGUUUUACUAGAUACUUGAUCUAUGCAAUGACCAUUAUUGCUUGGCCAGUUGCGAAAUUGCUCAUUCAGCGCAAGACUAGAGAGGCUGCAACUUUUGCAGAGAUAAAUCCUGACUAUAACAAAGAUGUUCCUGCCUCCGCCUCUGCCACUGCGGUUGGAUUUAUAGGAACGCCAGAAGAUGUUGCAGGAGUGGUCUCUUACCUCGUUUCGGAUCGAGCGCGGUUUAUGACUGGACAAGUUCUUACAAUUGACGGUGGUGUCAUUUUCCGUUGA
Psilocybe cubensis is the source of this 807-nucleotide messenger RNA. RefSeq names its product DUF21 domain-containing protein. Bases 1 to 807 code for a protein of 268 amino acids. The transcript has 7 exons. Gene Ontology annotation, biological process: magnesium ion homeostasis. Lineage: Eukaryota; Fungi; Basidiomycota; Agaricomycetes; Agaricales; Agrocybaceae. Gene Ontology annotation, cellular component: intracellular membrane-bounded organelle. The record is from RefSeq and is a predicted model, not a curated record.